AUGAAUAUGAGAGCGCAGAAAGUAAGGAUACCCCACCCCCAGACCCCGUGUUGGUGCGAUGAACUGGGGUUAACAUCUCUGAUAAGCAUUCUUGAAUGCGGUGUGGAAUGGAUUACUGAAGUACGCCUCGGUCCCUGACUGGGCUUAUGGCGAGAAUAGCGCCUUUAGUUUUGGAGAUGACAUAAGCCCCUACUUGGAGUCCGACCUCCAAGUGUCAAACGCUACAUUGAGAGUGGACUCAGACUCAGUUCAAUAUUCAUACAUAUUGAAGGAUUUCAAAGAGGGUUACUCUAGGUUGACAAACCACGUUGUUCAUUCCUCUGUAAACUGCAGCUUAAUCGAGUUUGACAAGGGUCAUUAUUGGCGCUGGAACAACGGGAACAGAACUGGACCAUUCGGUAUGUGGGACCCUUUUGGCGACUCAAUAAUCCAUGGUCUAAGCACCAGUAAAGCUGAAUUUGGAUUUCGUGAGUUAGGUUGGGGUGAGGAGGGCAGUGCUGAGACAGUAUCGGAGAUACUACGGGUAUCGAGGGAUAGCAUAGUCACCCCGCCCUCAAUAACUAACUGGGUGUCAUUCCUAGACCUUUCAAAUGGAAGUAGUGUAUCUCCCCAGAUUUGUCAGUACUAUUUCCCCAUGGCCAAAUCAGGGUCCCAGAAUAUUAACUUCAUGAUCCCACUAGAUAUUGUAUGCAAUGGGGUUGCUUGGGAAUGUUGGCCAUCCCUAACCGAAACUUGGCCAUCCCUAGCGGAAUCCGUUGGCGGCAAUGCAUCUCACAGAAUUCACCCUCGUGAAAAAUUCUUUCACGACACAGACUUAUAUCGGCUGUCGACAGUGGGCAAUAGUGGUUACACGAUGGAAGGCGGUGGGCAUCGUGUCUAUCUGAACGGCUUCAGUAGUUCUUCGAGCGCAGCGGCCGCCAACGAUGGAGCAUACGACCUUUGUCAUUCUGGCUUCUUUGACCUACCGAAUGAGGCGAUUUGGAAUGGUUACAGCCUUUGGAUAGCCGGCCUAGUAGCUCGGCUACCGAUCCUCGCCAUAAUCCACGCAAAUCACGAUUUGCCCAAGUACGCACGAGGCCUAAAUCCUAAUCAAACCAGUGGCACCGCAUACCUACAUACAGCCUUGGAGGUAGACUGGUUCCGAACCAUGCUCAUAGCAUUUAGCAUUACGGGGGGUCAAAUCCUGGCAAUCCUAGCUGUCCUUGGCUACUGCAAGGGCAUCUACACACGAGACGAUAGUCAUCUGGCGACCGCGGAGCUGUUGAAAACAGUUAUAACCAAAUUCGAUGAUGGAAAAUUGAUGACGGGUGAAGAAUUGGCAGCAUCUCUUGACGGGGUUUUGAGAGAACGAGUUAGCUAUGGGAUUAGGGAAGGUCUAGAUGGAGGCCCGCCGGAGGUGGAUCUGACAAGUGGCUUAAACAACAACUUCCCACCAUUCCCGCAGAAACGACGAUUCUGGGGGGACACCGGUUCAAAGAUCCCGGGGCCCUGGUGA
Messenger RNA from Tuber aestivum (summer truffle), 1495 nucleotides. The record is from the annotation of a GenBank genome assembly. NCBI's taxonomy places the organism in Eukaryota, Fungi, Ascomycota, Pezizomycetes, Pezizales, Tuberaceae.